This is a messenger RNA of Stylophora pistillata, 2687 nucleotides long. RefSeq lists its product as uncharacterized. The record is from RefSeq and is a predicted model, not a curated record. NCBI's taxonomy places the organism in Eukaryota, Metazoa, Cnidaria, Anthozoa, Scleractinia, Pocilloporidae.
UUCUUCGCUGAGUUGUGUUACCUGCGGAAGGUUCUGUUGUGAUAUUUUGGGCGGAAAUGUUCAAAAAGCAAAAGAAGAAAUCGGAAGAAGAAGCGCAGACUGUUGACAACAACCUACAGAACCAUCGUUCAUCAAAUAUCGACAAUGAUUCGUCAUUUAAUGUCGUCGUCGAAAAUAGAAGUAAUAGUGAAGUAACAGAUGGCGAUCAAGUGGACGGCUUCGAUUCUCAGGGGUUUGUUGAUUUGACUCCGGCAGAAAAUCAACCCAAAUUACUGGGACCCAAGCAACUUUGUCAGUAUGUUGGAACAUUUGCUGUGAGUCUGGGUACUGGAGGAGAGGGAACAAAUACACUAUCAACACACAAAGAAAGAACAAGAUUUGUGAAAAAGAAGCUAAAAGAAUACCGCAAUGCUCAGAAAGGUGUAGCAGUGGCUAUUCUGACUUCUACUGAUGGAAUCAAAGUUGUUUCUCCCAAUGACAAGUGUGUCAGAAUGGCCCAUCCAUUACAGAGAAUCUCAUUUGCAACAUGUGAUCCAGAAUUUAGACUCUUUGCUUACAUGUCUCAUGACCCCUCCCCCAUGGGGACAGCAAUAUACUGCCAUGUUUUUAUGACGAAGUAUACAAGACAGGUACAGAGUCUCACAGCUUUGGUGGGCAAAGCAUUUCAAGUAGCUUUUUCUGAAUCAAAGUUUCCACAGGGAACAGAACUUAAGAUGGAACCAAUGAAGAAGGGGCCGGAUAGCAUAAUGCCUCAGGGAAGAAAGUGGGCCAAGCUUGAGGCCCAACAGGGUCAUGAGAAUUCUCAGCAUGCAAUGCUUGCAAGGUUAAAAAAGGAGCAAGAAAAAGCAGCAAACAGAAGUAGCUCGCCUAAUUCUUCUCCAAGGGAACAAGCCACGCCCAAGAAAGAAGCAAAAGCGGAGGAGCAAGCCUCACCGACUCCUUCUAAACCAUCACCAAGGAUGGGAAGACGUAGGUCUCUUGGCAAAGCUCGUACCCCACCUGAAGUCCGCAAGUCAAAUAUUCCGCAGGGUAAUGAGGUAUCUGGGCAACACGAAAGAAAGGCAAGCCCUUCCGAUGCAGUCGCUGAUGGAAGCCCUGUGGCACAGAGGAAAAUCAAUGAAAGCCCUGUGGCACAAAGGAAAAUCAGUGCUCCAGUUCAGGGAAACAAAAUUUACACGCCACCAAACGAAGAACAUGCUACAGCCCCUGUGAUUACCAGCGAACGUUCAUUUACUCCGCCGCCAUCGCGGAGCGACGCAAUUUCGAACGGCGUGUCAUCCAAGCAGAAUGUUUCGAUGUUGCCACUUGCCAAGGUUGCAUCAGACCCGAGUUUUUCAGCAGCGGAUCGCGAACUGUCGACAGGCAAUAAAUUUGAUUCUGCGUCCAAGAGUACUAGCCACGAAGAUGAAAAUUGGUACAUGCCUGGGAUACCAAGGGAAUUUGUGGUUGAGAUGUUACAAAAUUCAGAGGAAGGCUCAUUCUUUGUGCGCGACAGUCAAAGUAGACCUGGCUGUUUCGCGUUGACGAUGCGUGUUCCAAAGGAGGCGAAUCCUAGUGGUUUUGGAAACUUUUUAAUCGUGAAAGUCAAAGAUGGCGUCAUGAUACAGGGUUUUGACAAAGUCUUACCGGACCUCACAGCUUUAGUUGAACACUACUCCAAACACGCCGACGGCCUCCCUUGUAGUCUGUUGAUUUCCGGUUCGAACGUGUUAUGUGAAGAUGAAGAUUAUAUGAAUAGCGUACCAGCGGAUCCUGAUUAUCAGAGUUUAUCAGAUUUUACCGCAAUGAUGGCUGAACUGAGUUGAGAGAAUUCAAGUCCUUUUUUAAUGAGAUACGUCACGGUUAGAGAAAUUCCGUGUAUAUUUUCCAAGCUUUUUAGUUACAAUCCGAGUCAGUCUCGGCUAUCCUUGAACUGGAACGUCGACGUUCCUUUUCGGAUUCUCUUUUCCUUUUCGAUGUUUGUCUUCCCUAUAAGCUGAUUAUCUCGAUGUUUUAUUCUAUUUAAGGGAAUGCCUCGGUGAUAUAGUUGGCAAGGACUCAAAUAUUGUUACUUGACCACACAGUUGAUCUUCUAUUAACGGUCAUUAACCUAUCAGUUGUUAGUCAAGGCAAAAGUUGUUGUUCUUCAUUUGUCUUGUAGCUUCUUGUGUCUCUUAACACCAUAUACAGACUCGAGAUACCUUCUAAUUUAUCUCAUGAAAUGAUCGGCGAUACUACGAAUCAAAACAAAAUUAUUAUGUUUCAGUAACCACGAAGGUUACUUCAGGGAGCAUUGUGUUGUUAAUGGGGAUCAAGGUCUAGGGUGAUACUAUGUUUCAUAACACUAUUAAUAUAUAUACAGAAAUAGUACCUAGGUUUAAGUUAUUUUGUGUCAAAAAUGUGAUGAACAUUGAUUCGUUAAGUGCUGGUAAAUGUGAACUGAUACAUAAUUAUGAAAAGUACCCGCAUUAUUGAGUAUUUUGCUUUGUAAAAUUUUAUUGCUUUGAAAAAACUUACGUGACAAAGUAUUUGGGAUAUAUUAUGCAGGAGGAGAAAAUUGAUCGGGAGUAGACAAGCAAUCGACAUUGGCUGAAAUCUUAACCAUGUAAUAAUAUAUUGAUAAUUUAUAUACAGUUAUACUUUGAUAUUGAAUGAAUGAAGGUGUUAGUUUUCAUAUCACGGUGAUUAUUAAAAAUAAUUUACCCUGC